Messenger RNA from Symbiodinium necroappetens, 1101 nucleotides. Lineage: Eukaryota; Dinophyceae; Suessiales; Symbiodiniaceae. The record is from the annotation of a GenBank genome assembly.
AUGGGAGCUUCGCGUGCAAUGCUGCAUGCUUUAGACAACUGCGCUGUGGGCGAAUGGAGCCAAGAAGAGGUUCAGCUCUUUCGUGCUUUGAACUCCGUGCAGACCGAUUUCAAAGCUGGAACUGACGCUUUGGAGCUCGACAUCUUCUUCCCUCCGACGGCUGCGUCUUGCCGAGCAGCGCUAGAGUGGCUGCACUGGGCACUGAAAGAGCCCCAGUUCAAUCUACAAGGCUUCGCAGAUGCACAGUUGCGGAUGAAAGGCGACACCACAUUCCGGGAAAAGUCCUUGGAGGGCGCUUCGCGCCAGGCUCUCCUCGAGCGCAUGUAUCCUUCACAUCGGUGGCUGGAUGAGGCAGCGAUGCUGCAGGUGAAUCAGCUUACCUUGGGCCUGAUGAAGAAGGCCGCACAGGAACAGCUUGGCUCGGUGGCUGGCCUGGAACUGGACCUGGUUGUGUGUAUCCCUUCCCAUGCAAGUGGGGCAAGUGGCCUCAUGCACGAGGAGUCUUUCGAAGAAGCCUCCGAUGCACCGGUCGAAGAAGAAGAGGCCAUUGCAGAAAUGAGAAAGAUGCUGGAGCGGGAGGUUUGCCGAUGCUUAGGGUCGCUUCCGAGCAGUGCGGGCGACCAGGAGGCCUUCCAAGCCCCGACUCCAUCCGCCAGCAGUCGAGGGGCUGAGCUGCGAGUCCAUUUGCCUGACAAGGAGGCUCGGGCCAUGGUCAUGGUUGGUGGGACCGCACCUGGAUACUGGGGACGUGGAGACGAGACUUGGCAGAGGACAGCUAGGUACAAAGGCUUUUCUUGGGGGCCUCGAGCAGAGCAGGAUCCAUUGUACCCAGCUCGGGCCACCCAGCUCAUGAUGGAGUGCUUGAAUGCCAGACUUCUGGGACGGGUGCGAGAUCAGCUGAGCUUGACAUACAACUGCGAGAUUGAGCUCACCAUGUUCGAGGGCUUCGAUGCUGGACACUUUCUGUGCAAGGUUUUUACAUUCCCUCAGACUGUGGCCCGUGCAGCAGAAGCAGCAGUGCAGGUGCUUCGGAGCUUGUCCCAUUCUCGCGAGUUAACUGUACGGCAAGAAUGCAUUGGACUCACUGGACCUAAGCGUUAA